AGUUUCUUACUCAUUUCCACGUGAAUUCUUAAAAGGCCACACAACACGUUAAAAGCCGCUUCCCUCUGGAAUCACACCACAUCUGUAUUUCUGCUGCCGUUAUUAGGCUCGUUUUGGCGGUAACUGAUCAAAAUUAAUAGUCUCCGGAUGUUUACGGUCUCUUAGCAACAGGUUUCUCAAAGAACAUGUUCAGUGCGGAGAGACUUUUACCUUGAUUUCAGAAUGAACGUUAAAUGUCACCUUUCUGCUGUAUAACGUGUUUUCUUAGUAUAGUUCCGUCUAGGCUCCUUUGGUUUCUCUCGGCUUUGCUUUUUUACACGUUAAAGCUAACCUAGCUAAUUACUCUGGAAGGAGAAGGGAAGGCUUAUCUAAGGUAAUCAAACCUGGAGUUAGUGAGCUAGUUUUCCAUGGUGUAUUAUUGUUGCUGUUGUUGUUGUUAAUGCCAUGCGUGUUGUUUCAUAAAUGUGCUGUUUUCAGAUGUACGGCGUUGGAAGCAUCGCAGGGCAGGACGAAGAGAAGACAGAGUCACCCGAGGAAGGGGCAGAGGCUUGUGUCGUUACUGCGGCCCAGGAGGGAGAGACCCAGAGGGUGGAGCAGGUGGAGACCAGCGCUGGGGACGUCACAAAUUCUCAUGCUGCAGCCAGCGCCUCGGACACGCUUCUAAUCAUGCACACACACUCAGAGCAAGGCAGCAGUAGCGUGCCUGAGGCUGCAACCUCACUGCUACACUUCAGGAUGGCUACUUCCAUGGGUGGCGAGGGAGACGAAGGAGCCAGGGCAACAGAAAACGAGGAGGAAUAUGACGAGGAAGAGGAGCUCAUUGUUUUGGAUCCUGAGCAUCCUCUGAUGAAGAGAUUUCAGUCUGCACUGAAGACACAUCUCACGAGUCAGCUAGAGAGACUCAACCUCGAGCUAAGUGAAAAGGUGGCGCUGGAGCGAGCGGUGAGCAGCCAGCAGAAGGAACUGGGCGUGGAGCUGUACCUGGCACAGCAGGAGCUAGCCCAGCUGCACGCCCGCCUGGAGGGCCGCCACGAGGCCGGAGCCCGGGCCGGAGCCGAGCGCAGACAGGCACAGGAGCAGCAGCAGGUGGUCCAGAGCCAGUACGGCAGCGUGGCGGGCCGGGCCCGCGCCCAGCGCAAUCACGUGUAUGAGCUGCAAGUGGAGGCUGAGAACCUGGCAUUGAGGCUGCACUACAUGCAGGACGUGACCUCUGACCUGCGCUCCGACGUCAUCACCAUGAAGAACGCGACACAUAAGGCGAAGGUCGAGAAGCAGCAGGCUGAACUGCAGAAGCACAAGCAGGACCUGUACGUGGAGCGGCUGACAAAGCAGGAGGAGAAGUUAAGGGAGCAGAUUGCUCGCUACGAGACGCAGACGCUGGCUCAGGCGGCAGAGACGCGGGCCGCCAAAGAGGCUGUCGCUGAGGCUCAGAUGGAGAUGGACUCUCUCAUAUUGGAGCACAAGCAACUGCUGCAGCAGUGGAAUAGCAGCCUGGUGGGGAUGAAGAGGAGAGAUGAGGCGUACACCACCCUGCAGGAGGCCCUCCGGCUGACCAAUCAGCAGGUGUGUUCCCUGGACACAGAGGCGGGGGGCUACAAGCGUUCGAUCACGCAGGAGCAGGAGCGUAAUGAGCUGCUGACCGUGCUGCUGAACCGCGCCCAACUCGACAGCGUCACCUGCCGCAAGCUCAUAGCACAGUCGCUCAGCCAGCAGGAGGCACUGCAGGCCAUGUACAGCACCUACACACGCAUGCUCCAGGAGACGGAGAAGAGCCUGAGCAGAGUGACCACAGAGUGCAGUGUGCGUCAGUCCGAGCUGACCAUCUUGCGGAAGCAGUUGGAGAAGGAGUCGUCUGUGCGUUUGGACCUGGAGGAGCAGAUCGUGAGCAAGAUGCAGGAUCAGCUGACCCUCGGCAACGCUGCCAAGUACUCACAUGCUCUCAGUGAGAAGACCGCCACCCACCAGAGGGAGAGGGAAGCCCAACUCUCAAAGCUGGAGAACGAGACGGCUGCAGUGGCACUGGAGGUCAGCCAGGUGGCGCUGCGCCUGGAGUCUCUGGCCUACCUGCAGCACCACCUGGAGCAGGAGAUUGGCCGCCGGCACCAGCUGUUGUCCGGCGGCGAGGCCGAGGUGGCCAAGCGUGUCACCGUCAUCGAACGCAAGCAGGCUGCCAUCAACGUCUACAAUAAGAAGAUGGAGAGCAUAGUGGCCAGCACGGGGCAUAAGGACCUGGGUCCUCUAGAGAUAGAGGCCAGCACUCUUAGUAAGCAGCUGGAGGAGGUGGGGGUGGAGAUUAAUGAGCAGCAGCAAUUCUGGCUCAGGCAGCAGGGGGAGCUAGUGAGUCUGAACCAGGAGAAACAAGACCAGAGCAACACCCUGCUAACCCUGCAGACCCAGCUCAUAGUCCUCCAGCAGAGGAGGGUCCGAACCGAGAAUAAGAUUGAGCAGGAGUGUCGGGUGUUAGCUGAGCUGGAGAGACACUCAAAAUCUCUGAUGUUGGACAUGCAGAGACUGAACUCCCUCCUGAACCAGAACACACAGCAGAGCCACGAACUAGAACAGAGCACCAGCCUGCUGGAGAACAGCUUCAUACAGGAGCUCAAGGAAGCAGAGAGACAGUCUGUGGAGAUGCAACUACGUCUGGAGAAGCUUCAAGAGGAGAAGGAGAGACUGCUCAACAGCUUAGUGGAGGCAGAGCGACAGAUCAUGCUCUGGGAGAGGAAGACCCAGUUGGUUCGUGAGACUCGAUCUGCCGUCGACUCAGAAGUUGGCAAGGGAGAUAUUCACACCAUGAAGGCAGAGAUACACCGCAUGGAGGUGCGUUACGCCCAGCUGCUGAAGCAGCAGGAGCGGUUGCUAAGAGAGAUGGAAGCCGUGGUUGCUAGGCGUGAGAGCAUCAUCACGCGUAGCGAGGCUCAGGCCCGCAGCGAUCGUAAACAACCUACACACACAGAUUUCCAGCACACACUGCAAGCACUGCGCCGCGCCAUACUGCAAACGCACAAGCAUACGGAGGAGUGUGAUGGUGUUUUAGCAGAGCUGAAGGAGAACCAGAGUUCUCUGACCGUGAGUCUGAAAGAGAAAGAGCUGGUGAUGCGUGACCUCCACAACACAAUCAGCACCCUCACCAGUGACCUCAGCAACCUCCAGGACACAAGAGAGAGAAACCUGGCUCAGCUGCUGGCUCUGCAGGCCAGGGCAAAGCAGCUGCAGGCAGUAAAGGAGGGUCGUUACAUCACCGUGGCAACGGGACAGCCUGCACUGGAGGUGUCCAUGCAGAGACAGCAAGAGCGUUUGCAUGCGGUCAGUGGCGUUCUGGAGCGUGUGCGGCAGGACUUCCCGCAUCAUCCCACCCUGCGCAGGAUCACUCUCCUCCUGUCUGCACACACACCCACACACACAGGGCCCAAGAGAGCUUAACGCUCUACAGAUGUUUCAAAUAUUUCAUACACGCCCUCUGGAAACGUCCACAUGGUUAUCUGUCAUUGUUUAGGCCUUGACUUCCAACCUUAAUGUAACAGGCCUGAUCCAGUUAAUCAAGCUUUUGGGUGUCAUUUGAUGGCCAAGUGUGUUGACUGCACGGUAGAUCUGUAGUAUUGGAGAUGUGCAGUGUUCAGACUUCACUAGUGGAGUCAGGAGCCUGUAUCUACACACACCUGUAGGUCUGCUGUACACACAUCUGUAUGUCUGCUGUACACACACCUGUAGGUCUGUUCGACACACACCUGUAUGUCUGCUGUACACACAUAUGUAUGUCUGCUAUACACACACCUGUAUGUCUGCUCUAGACACCAGUAGGUCUGCUGUACACACAUCUGUAGGUCUGCUGUACACACACCUCUAUGUCUGCUGUACAGACACCUGUAUGUCUGCUCUAGACACCAGUAGGUCUGCUGUACACACAUCUGUAGGUCUGCUCUACACACACCUCUAUGUCUGCUGUACACACAUCUGUAUGUCUGCUCUACACACACCUGUCUGCUCUACACACACCUGUAUGUAUGCUGUACACACAUGUGUAUGUCUGCUGUACAUACACCUCUAUGUCUGCUCUACACACACCUGUAAGUCUGCUCUACACACACACCUGUAUGUAUGCUGUACACAUAUGUGUAUGUCUGCU
This is a messenger RNA of Electrophorus electricus (electric eel), 4123 nucleotides long. Lineage: Eukaryota; Metazoa; Chordata; Actinopteri; Gymnotiformes; Gymnotidae. The record is from RefSeq and is a predicted model, not a curated record.